AUGGCUCAGAAUGAGAGAGAGGCAGGGAUGGCCAACCCCGCAAGUGAUCCAGAGACAGGAAAAAAAGAUCUGACAAAAGCCCUGGAGGAACUCUGUUAAGAGCCCCAGAGAGGAGAGUCAGAAAAGGAUACUGCAAAAAUGAGAACCCAACAGAUUCAGCAUUUGCAGGAGUGCUACAUGGAUUGGGCCAACAACCAUGAAAAAAUGAUCCAGUUCAAGGAUGAACAUGGGAAACAACAUACACAGACGUGGGAGGAGAGUAGUGCCUAUGGCAGGAGAACGAGACGUGCGUUAGCUAAAGUGCUCCAGCUUGCUACCCAGCCCAGAAAAGUCUCACAGCAGCUGGACUCCUUACAGAAGAAAUGUGCUUUUAGGAGUCACAGAGCCCAGGAGAGAGAAAAAGAGCUGCUAGAACCUCAGAGCCCAAAUGCCUGUGCCUGGCACGUUGAUUCACUAAAAACCCAGCUACAACACCUACAGGAGAAGGACCAACAAACUGUUGCACAGGUUGAAUGUGCAGAAAGUCAGCAGAGGGCUCAGGGCAGCAAGCUGCAGGACAAGCUGGAGAGGGCCAAGAGGGAGAAAGAGCAACUACUGAACCUGGCCACAAAGAGGGGUAAAGCUCUGCAAGAUGAACAACAGGAAAUUCAGCAGCUGGGGAAGAAGAGGGAGACUGUGCAAAAAGACGGUGACAGAGCACUGGAACAGAGCAGCUACCUGCGGGCCGUGCUGGCCAACCAGAGCGCUCUAGGGCAGCUCCUGAGCCGCUUAGCCGGGAUCCGCGCCGGCGGGCUGCAGCUCAGCACCAGCCUCUUCAGGGACACGGGCAGCCCCCACCGCCAUCACCACCACCUCCAGCCUGCCGGCGAGAGCAGCGACCACGACUACGCCUUGCCCAGCUCCCGGCCCGCCAGCCGGGAGGAGGCGGCGGUGGUGACGGAGACUGAGGAGGAGUGGGCGUCCCCCGGCGGGAUCUGCCUCCACGUGGACCGGGAUCAGGUGUCGGUGGAGUUCUGCUCCAUCUGUGCUCGGCGAGCAGCGGCCUCCUUCAAAAUGUAG
Messenger RNA from Chaetura pelagica (chimney swift), 1059 nucleotides. It is a transcript of the gene CCDC89, whose product is annotated as coiled-coil domain containing 89. NCBI's taxonomy places the organism in Eukaryota, Metazoa, Chordata, Aves, Apodiformes, Apodidae. The record is from RefSeq and is a predicted model, not a curated record.